Molecule: messenger RNA, 897 nt
Organism: Trichomonas vaginalis G3
Lineage: Eukaryota; Parabasalia; Trichomonadida; Trichomonadidae
Product: SNAP receptor protein
Exons: 1
Coding region: 1-897 (298 amino acids)
Biological process (GO): vesicle fusion; exocytosis; intracellular protein transport
Cellular component (GO): endomembrane system; plasma membrane; SNARE complex
Molecular function (GO): SNARE binding; SNAP receptor activity
Source: RefSeq, a predicted model, not a curated record
AUGACGAAUCGUUUAGGAGCUCUCCGAAGUAAGAGUGGCGUUUCAGGUGAUAAACCACCGCCAGUACAGGUUAGCCCUAAUGAUCCAUUUGCUAAUUUUUGGAACAAUUAUAAUUCUGUUCAAAGUAAAAUUGAUGACAUUGACGAAACGUUAAAUGAUAUUCAAGCGCUUGAUGAUGAUUUACAAAAAAUACAGGAUCAAGAGGAAGCUACUGAAAAACAUGAAGAACUUAAAGAAAAACUUGGCUCAAUUACAGGAAAAGCCAAUCAAAUCAGACAAGAUAUCGCCAAACUACGAGAGAAUGUCGAUAACUUAGCUGAUGAAUAUCCAGGCUCUGCCCAAGUUCGUCUUCAAAGAAACCAUCUUCAUGUUCUUUCAAAUAAUUUUGCAGAAGUUAUUAACCGUUUCACAACAAUUCAAGAAGAAACAAAGCAGAAAUUCGCAAAACAAGUAUCAAGACACUAUGCAAUCGCAGGAAUUAAACUUGAUGAUGAUAUGGUUCAGAAAAUUAUUACCGAAAACCCAGAUGCCCUUCAGCAAAGUGUUUUCCAGAUCCAGGGCCAAUCUGCGGCAACGGAAGAAAUCGUUGAUACUUAUAAUAAAAUUGCUGCUCGUCAUGAGGAUAUUUUGAGCAUUGAAAAGAGCUUAUCUGAUCUUAUGGAGCUGUUUGUACAAUUCUCCAUCUUAAUUAAAGAUCAGGGCCGUCAAAUAGAUAAUAUUGAAGCAAACAUUGCACAAGCUACAGAUUACGUCCAAAGAGGUGUUCAGCAUCUUGAAGCUGCUAGAGAGCACCAGAAAAAGAGUAGAAAAUGCCUUUGGAUGGGUAUUGGCAUAGCAGUGGUUGUUUUAGUUGUUCUUAUCAUAGUUGUAGUUAUGACAACAAAGAAUAAGAAGUAA